Parastagonospora nodorum SN15 is the source of this 2037-nucleotide messenger RNA. RefSeq lists its product as hypothetical. The transcript has 9 exons. The coding region runs from base 1 to 2037 and encodes 678 amino acids. The record is from RefSeq and is a predicted model, not a curated record. Gene Ontology annotation, cellular component: cytoplasm; protein phosphatase type 2A complex. NCBI's taxonomy places the organism in Eukaryota, Fungi, Ascomycota, Dothideomycetes, Pleosporales, Phaeosphaeriaceae. Gene Ontology annotation, molecular function: protein phosphatase regulator activity. Gene Ontology annotation, biological process: protein dephosphorylation.
AUGUUCGAGGCCAAGAAAUCUUGCUAUCUAGCUUUCAUCUUCUCUGCAGGCUUCUAUGGUGCUGACAGUGUCGAGACAGCUUUCUCUCUAAUCACCCAUCGCACGCCAAGCCCGCUACACCUGUCGCUGUCGGUGCCCCAAGCCCCUCUUCGCUUCCUCGCCAACAGCAGAUUGCCCAACAUGGAAGCGAACCAGAACGACGAGCUCUACCCAAUCGCCGUGCUCAUCGACGAACUGAAGCAUGACGAUGUCAUUCUGCGAUUGAAUGCCAUCCACCGCCUCAACACAAUCGCUCUUGCCCUUGGCGCAGAGCGAACACGGGAGGAGCUCAUUCCCUUCCUAGACGAGUCUGUCGAGGACGAGGAUGAGGUGCUCACAGCUUUGAGCGAGGAGCUGGGCAAAUUUGUCGAGUACGUCGGUGGCCCUGAGUACGCGCAUGUGCUCCUUUCACCUUUGGAGAAUCUUGCCGCGAUAGAGGAGCCUCUCGUACGGGAGAAGGCUGUCGAGUCGCUCAACAAGAUCUGCGAGGAGCUGUCACAGCAGCAGAUUGAAGAUGCCUUCAUACCACUAGUCAUGCGCCUGUCCAAGGCAGACUGGUUCACUUCAAAGAUCUCUGCAACUGGUCUCUACCAGACGCCGUACUCGCGCGCCACACCUCCAUCGCAAGAAGCGCUCCGACAGCAUUAUGGCCAGCUGGUGCACGACGACACCCCCAUGGUCCGAAGACAAGCCGCGAACAACCUCGCCAAGUUCAUCAAGGCCAUGCCCGCAGCGAUUGUCAUCGAUGAGAUGAUCCCGCUCUUCCAGCACCUCGCGGCAGAUGACCAGGAUAGCGUCAGGCUUCUGACCGUCGACAUUCUCAUCGCGAUCGCCGAGGCCGUGCCCAAGGAGCAGCAGUCAAGUCACGGUGUGCUUUUGACAGCUUUGAGGAGUUUGUUCGAAGACAAGAGCUGGAGAGUGCGCUACAUGGUUGCAGACCGAUUUGAGAAGGUAGGCGAGAUUGCCAAAGCCGUCGACGAGGAGGUUGUCAACCGAGACCUCGUGCCCGCGUUCGUAAAGCUAUUGAAAGACACCGAGGCAGAAGUUCGCAGUGCGAUCGCGGGGCAAAUUCCAGGCUUUUGCUCGCUACUUGAGCGCGAGACUCUUCUCCACGAUGUCAUGCCCAGCAUAGAAGAGCUUGUCUCGGACCAGUCUCAACAUGUGCGCGCGGCUCUAGGAACCCAAAUUAGUGGGCUGGCCCCAAUUCUCGGCAAGGAGGAGACCAUUUCACAUCUCCUUCCCAUGUUCCUGCAGAUGCUCAAGGACGAGUUCCCUGACGUGCGUCUGAACAUCAUCUCCAAACUCGAGUCUGUCAACAACGUUAUUGGCAUCGAGCUCUUGUCGCAGUCGCUCCUUCCUGCCAUUGUCCAGCUUGCCGAAGACAAGCAAUGGCGCGUUCGAUUGGCUAUCAUCGAAUACGUUCCGCUCCUUGCCUCGCAGCUCGGUGUCAAGUUCUUUGAUGAGAAGCUCAGCAGCUUGUGCAUGAGCUGGCUCGGCGACACCGUCUUCUCGAUCCGUGAAGCGUCAACGCAGAAUCUUAAGAAGCUGACUGAGGUAUUCGGUGUCGAGUGGGCGAAUGAUGCCAUUGUUCCCAAGGUCAUGGCAAUGGGCCAGCAUCCCAACUAUCUCUACCGCAUGACCACUUGUUUUGCUGUUUCGACCCUUGCCCCCGCCCUCAGUCUCGAUGUCAUUGAGCAGUCAAUCCUGCCAAUGAUGGACAAGCUGGUCAACGACGACAUUCCCAACAUUCGUUUCAAUGUCGCAAAGUCAUAUGGUGUCCUGGUAAGCACACUCAAGCAGCUACCAGAACAAGGCACCGUCAUUGCAUUGGAGAAGGCCGGUACACCAGGUCAAGGCUGCCAGAAGGCGACGGAUCUCAUUACAAAGAGCAUCCUGCCGAAUCUGGAGAAGCUGCAACAGGAUGACGACGUGGACGUCAGGUACUUUGCAACGACAGCGGCACAGGGCUUCUCAGACGCGAACGCAAUGCAGACGUAG